Plectropomus leopardus (leopard coralgrouper) is the source of this 14603-nucleotide messenger RNA. The record is from RefSeq and is a predicted model, not a curated record. NCBI's taxonomy places the organism in Eukaryota, Metazoa, Chordata, Actinopteri, Perciformes, Serranidae.
AUGUGUGAUGUCAGCAUGAAGGCACGACCACCUGCAGAGGUGGAUGUGACCGUGUAUAAACAGCGUUUUGAAGAUAACCAGCGAGUCAAAGAGCUCAGUGGAAGUAUCACGAGACACAUUCAGAUCCCUCCUGACCCAAACGUCAAAGAGCUGCACCUGUACGAAGGCUUCAUCGCUCGUCUGGAGACGGACUCCGCCGUGCAGAGUGUUUGGCGAAGUGGCCUUCACAUGUUGGGCUUGCAGAGGUCAAAAGCUGUGGACGCGUCAGACGCCUGGCAGGACUCAGCGAGGACUCUGCUGCACAGAAUCUUCCAGAAAUGGACGCCGUCAGACAAACAGAGCACGGAGAGCCUGUGUGGCGACUUGUUGCACUUCACGAAGAGUCUCGGCACGGCGCACACAAGGAUGAGCUUCCUGGACGGUUCACAACCUCCGAUGGUCAAGACGUCCGAGCUGAUUUCGGAGACUUUGGUUCAGAUUUUGAAAGGCGAGCCGAAGGAGAAACUCCCCGGCGGCUGGACGAGCACCGGUCCUCUCGUUCAGGGACUUUCUGUGUUCAUGGUCGCCAAUAGGUGUGACAUCAACCUCGGAGUGAGAGGCUGGGCCGAACUGUGUCUCCUGGUGUCCUCAGAGGCUGCGAUGGACAAGAAAAACCUGGACGCGUUGCUUAGUACUUUCCAGCAAGCAUCAUACACCGUGGUGGCUCUGAUAAACGUCUGCAUGCAGCAGUUGGUGUCGGAGCUCGUGCUGCUCGUUCCUCUGCUCCUCAGGCUCAGACAGCCGGGGGCCGACGCAGCGAGAGUGGGUCCGGCUGUGGAGGAGGAGAACUGGUCGGGACUCGAACGAGUCAAUUUCAGCAGGUUCAGGGAGAAUAUACAUCCGUACUCGGACAAAAGAAAGAGGAUGCUGAGUCUGAUCCAGCAACGCUUAUCUCUGGCUGAAGAGACGCCUCUGCUCCUCACGAGCUGGUUGUCUCUGGUCGCGUUUGAGGAUGUUCCUGAAUUUUCAGACCUGACGGGAAUCACCGCAGAGCACCUGAUCCAGAGUCUGAUGUACCGGCUGAGAAAAUGUGGAGAGUUACGGGACAACAACAGAGCACAGGAAGUUGUAAAGCACACUCAGAAAACCCUGACCCAUAUCCUGCAGAGGGUGGACAAAGAGAAGGACAGGAUGAUCGAAUCGGGAAACGUGAAGUCGGCGUUCAUGAGCAGCGUCAGCGUGGUGAAGAGCACGUGUGGGAUGGCGCGGCUCGUCCCGUGGUACCCGGCGGCGGUCCUGUCCUACCAGCUGGUUUUGAAACUGGCAGAGAUUCUGGAUGCUAAACUGAGGAAAGAGUCGUCGGACGAUGAGUAUGAGACCUCAAAGCAGAAACUUUUGGAUGAGCUAAACGCUGUGCAGCUGCAAAUCAGCGAGUGGAGAGACGAACUGCUGCAAAAACCUCUCAUGACGACAUCGAAGUGUCUCACCUACCCAAAGGAAAUAGAGAUUUGGGAUUCACUCCUGAAGGUGGACUGCUCUCUGGAAGAGGUUUCCUCCCGCUGGAGGUUAAGCCUGAAAAAAGAUCUCAAAAAGAGGAUUUCCAAGGCGAGCGACGAGGACAAAGUGCUGCUCUGCUGCCUCGAGUCGUCCUCCGCAGCUGUUAGGAAGAGUGAAGAUGUUGUACAGACGUGUUUCCAUGAGCUGUGUCAGUCUGCCAUCAAGACAAUCUGCCAGAGAGGACAGGAGGGGGACCUGAUGCGGACUCUCAGCUCCAAGGUGAAGGACCUCCCUGAUGUUGUCUUGUCUGCUGUUGUGGUCGAGUCAGCAGCUCGAUUCAGAGACAACUCUGUGGUCCAGCUGCUGGAUCCUCAGUCCGCCAUCAACCACCUGCUGUCUCACAGUGACUGGAGGUCGAUCCAGGUGGACGACGCUGCAGGACAGGUGGUCCACAGCUGUCUGACCGUCCUGCACUCUCUGGUGGAGUCUCUGCUGCAGGGACACGUCCCCCUGGGACACCUACAGAGCUGCCUGAAAUAUAAGGAGCAGUUUAAGAGGCUUCACCAGCAGUACAAGAAAAACAACAGAUCUGAGGCGGUUCCUGCCGAUGCAGACGCUGUUUUGGCUCAGAGAGAAAAGGAUCUGAAGGUUUUCGUGCAGAGAAAACAGCAGAUGGACACGCUGAUAAAGAUGAUGGCAAAGGUCACAGAAAGCAUCACAGUUCCUGAGAUGCGGACUCUGGAGGAGCAGCACAGCACAGACCUCCAGACUGUGAGCCUGAACAAACUAGUCCUGGUUCAGCCCUUUGACUCUGAGGGCAAACUGGGGAGGACGGGUCCGUCCCAGGUACUCUGGUAUAACACCAGUCUGAACGCCCUGAAAAUGUCCCAAGAGAUGCACAGACUGCAUCACAGCAGCCUGAUCCUGUCCUCCUGGGUCAGCGGGGCCGCCUCUUUGGCAUCAGCGAGGCAACCCUGCUCUGGUCCCGUUUCCGUCACCUUAGCGCAGAUCUGCGAGAACAUCUGGACGCCGCUGCUGAACGACUUCUACCAGCUGAGCGUCAGCAUCGCAAACGCAGACAUCACCUUCAAGGAGCUGGAUCAGGUUUUGUUGGAGUCUGGAGACCGGGGAGACGGGCAGCUCAUGAAGAAGGAGCUGGUUCUGAUGUCAGAGACGCUCUGUGAACCUGCAAAGACGGACUGGGUGCAGCUGAGACUGGGUCAGAUCCAGGAGUAUCGACAGCUCCACCAGGCGGCGGCUGCAGCCAGCGCGAUGCUGAAAAUCGCCGAAACAAUGAAGCUUUCUGGGAACUUCACGCAGAUCGGCACCCUGAGCCAGCUGGAAGAAGACACGUUUAAGCAGCGGCCCCUGCGGUCCCUCAGUGACGACCUGCUGCGUGCAAAACAGACUCUCUCCACGGUCACCGAGCAGCACACCGCCUGCCUGGACGAGUUUCUGAAGAGCCAAACUCUGGUCAGCUGGGUCAGAAAAAACCUGAAAAGUAUGAGCGACGUGAAGGUGUAUGUGGAGCUGGCUUCCAUAUCUGCUGGAGAGAACGACAGAGAGAUCGACCAGGUGGCCUGUUUCCACGACGCAGUGAUGGGAUACGCCCCUCUGCUCUACUCCCUCUCCCCUCAAGCCGGUUUUGAGGAGUUCAUGAGGUGUGCUCAGCAGGUGUGGGACACCCAAAACAGGGAUGAGAAGCUCCCUCACAAACUGAAAGAGUCGACUCGCCUGCUGGACUGGCUGAAAGCGCUGAAGGAGACUCACGGCUCAGUGGAGCAGUCCUCUCUCUCUCUGGCGUCGUCUAUUAACGCUCACGGAGUUUAUCACGUCGGAUGGUCGGAUCACAACACAGAGAAGAGAUGUCUGCAGAAUAUGGUGCAGGUCAGGGUGAAAACGGGCAGAGAGGAGAAGAGCUACAAGCUUGAAGACCUGCUGGAGCUGCAGAACAAACUCAUGCUCAUGUCGUCCAAAGGGGAGCACGGCCGAGAGCAAGUCAACAGGUUCACAGAGGUUUUUGAAGGAGUUCAGAGACUGGGCGCCAUCCUUCUCCAGAUGCAAACAUCCGGCAACAUGCUCUUUAGGGAGUGGCGUGCUGAGGUCCAGUGCUGCCCUCGACAGCAGCCGUGCAUCAAAGCCGCCUUCGUAUCCCUGCAGGGGAGAGAGAUGGCGUACUACGGCGAGGUGACCGAGCAGAUACAGAAGCUGGCUAACUCCAUGGACAGCUGCCAGAAGGAGUGGCGCUCCUUCGUCAGUGAGAUGCGCUCCAACUUCAGCUUGCUGAAUCACUACACCUCAGAGCAGAUGGUGUACCUGUGCCACUGGAUACACAAAGUGUGUCAACGGCAGGCGUCACUUCCCCAACAGUUACGGCACCUGCUUUUUCCCAUAAAGCCUCAGUGCACUCUAAGUGAUGUCAGAACUGCUUACAGUUAUGCAGAAAGAGUCGCCUCAAACUAUGAGGAACUGAAAGAUGUUGAAUAUGACGAUGAAGAUCAAGUGCCGCUCAUUCUUUCUGUGGAUGAAACACCAGCUUCACCUGAAGAGGACGUGGAAGAGGCUCACGAUUUGAUGGAGUUUUCGUCAGAGGAUGAAGAUGAUGACGCCAUGAAAUGUGAUGACGAUGGCAAAAGGAAGUGCGAUAAGGACAGUCUUGAAGAACUGUGGCGUAGAUUCAAGAUCGACAUGCCACAGUAUCUCAACGAGUACUUGGACAUCCCGUCUCUGGGCCACUUCCUCUCGUGCCUCUCUGAAAUAAACCUGCAACACGUGAUCAGGCACCUCCCUCCGGUUCUCCAGGAGGGAAAACCCAAUCUUGUGCUUUGUCCCAGUGCAGAAGUUUUUCCCACCGUCUUGUCUUUCUACAUGCAGAGUCCAGAGCAGCCUCUGCCGUCUACCGAUGAGGUUCUAGUCUGCAGAGAGGAAACCACAGAAGAGGAGGUGGAGAUAUUUCUCCGCCGAGCUCUCGGCCAAGGCUCCGAACUGAACUGCCAGAAGAUACACUGUCUCGUCAAUCCGGUGCUGGGAUAUGAUGUCAGUGUGUCCUUGGGGGAGCUCUUCCAGGGUUUUGAGAGAAGUGCAAACCCGCAUUAUCGCUUGAUAAUAGUCAGUCCGGUUGUGCACCAGCACAGAUAUGUGCCCUCUUUCUUCAGCAAUGAGAAAGUUCAGGCUGGUGUGAGUCUAACGGCGCAGACUGCCAGGAAAUAUCUGCAUGACCACUUCAGACUGAACGCGUUGCCACAAAACCCUGUCGCACUGGUUUCUCCUGAUCAGCUCUCAGUCUGGAUGGUGUCAUCUGUGCGCCCUGCAGUUGGGAAAUCCCUAUAUGUGGAUCGUCUGUUUGAGAAGUUCCAGCAUAAAUCCUCCAGAGCAAAACAUAUCAGGAUCAGACUGAUUGAGCCAUGCGUUGAUAUCGACUCCUUGAUAAAAAGUCUAUCAGAGAAACUGGCCCCGUUGAGAGAGCAGGACCCUGUCCUCCUGCACAUUGACACUGCUGGAGUUCGCUCAGGUCUGGAGGAGCUCCUGUUCCAUCUGUUAGUUUUGGGCUCUUUGAGCGACAGCCAUGGCAUGCUGUGGAGAAGGAAUGAAGCUCACUUGAUCACUGUUGAGGUCCUGAGAACAAACACAUUCCCUCAAAAACAGACAAAACAGAUGAGACUUGGACUUCUUGACAUUCUGCCUACCAUCCACUGUAGACCUCCUAAAGAGGUUAAACAGUUGUCCAGUAAAGGGACGCAGACCAAACAGACCUUUGACCCACUCAUGGAUGAGCAGGAGUUUUGCAGUGAGGGGAUUCAAAGACCCUAUCAGUACUUGAAGCGCUACAGAAGUAACUACAAUCUGGAUCGUUUUAACUACCAGGAAGGAUCCACAACCGGGGAUCCGGUUGAUUGCAUCAAUCACUUUCUGUCAUACUGUGGGAUGCAAGAUCCAUCUUGGGCUGAGCUGAAGAACUUCUCCUGGUUCCUCAAUGUGCAACUGAAAGACUGUGAGAACUCCAUUUUCUGUGAUCCAGAUUUUCUGGCGGACCAGCUGCCUGGUUUCAAGGGCUUCAUUGUAAAGUUCAUGAUUCUAAUGGCAAGAGAUUUCGCCUCACCAUCGCUGAACACAUCUGAUCAAAGUGCCAUGCUGCACAUUGAUAACAGUUUGGAGGAUGAUGAUCUUGCCCGUCUGACAAUUCGUAAGCAUUGGGAAAAUGAGUCUCAUCCAUACAUCUUCUUCAAUGCAGACCGAUUCUCAAUGUCUUUUCUUGGCUUUAAUGUGAAGAAAUGUCAAAACACAAUCUGUGCUGUAGAUCCUCACAGUAGCAAAGUCCUGAUAGAAGACGUGAUGUCGCAAAACCUUCUUCAAGGUUUGGAACGGCAGCAGAUCUGUCUCACUGAAGACUUUGAUCAGCUGUCCCGGUCGGCCAAAAUCAAAAGGAUUUCAUGCGUUGUUGGUGCAAAUAGAGGAGUGACGGACAGAGAAUUUGAUCCAGACCCAACAUAUGAGCUAACUGCUGACAAUGUGAUGAAGAUGUUGGCCAUACACAUGAGAUUCAGGUGCGGGAUUCCAGUUGUCAUCAUGGGAGAGACUGGCUGUGGGAAAACCAGAUUAGUCAGUUUCCUUUGUGCUCUGCAGAGGGAGGAAAAACCAGUGGAGAACAUGGUACUUGUCAAGGUACAUGGAGGAACAACAGCAGAGAUGAUCUACAGAAAGGUGCGGGAGGCAGAGAGACUUGCUGAGAGGAAUCAUAAACUUCACAAACUGGACACUAUUUUGUUCUUUGACGAAGGCAACACCACAGAGGCCAUUUUCGCCAUCAAGGAAAUCCUGUGUGACCAGUCAGUGAAGGGGCAACCUCUGAAGGAAGGGACUGGCUUGAAAAUAAUAGCUGCUUGCAAUCCUUACAGGAAGCAUUCACCUGAAAUGGUGGAACGUUUGGAACGUGCAGGUUUGGGAUACAGAGUGAAGGCAGAUGAAACAGAAGAUCGCCUUGGCAAAGUCCCUCUAAGGCAGCUGGUGUACAGAGUUCAUCCUCUGCCUCCAAGCAUGGCUUCCUUGGUGUGGGACUUUGGUCAGUUGAGUGAUUCAACUGAACUUUCCUACAUCAAGCAGAUUGUCCAGAAGCAAGUUGACGACAAUCAUUUGCCAGUGGUCUGCGGGAACAUAAUUUCAUAUGUGCUGGCAGCCUCUCAGAGAUAUAUGCGAAGCCGGAAAAAUGAGUGCAGUUUUGUGAGUCUUAGAGAUGUGGAGAGGUCUAUGAAAGUGCUUGUUUGGUUUUACCAGCAUAGCGAAGACCUUUUCAUCAGCUGCUCUCGUCUCAGUGAGGCUCAUAAAGCACUAAAGUGCUUGAGUCUUUCAGUUGGAGUCUGCUACUACCCGUCACUGGUGGACAAAGACCAGUACCUCUCUGAAAUUUGUCAGUACUUUCCAGACCCUCUCCACUCUUCAGCAGCACUGCAGAAAGAGAUUUCAUCCUGUCAAGACUUGUUCCUAAAGAACAUACAAACAAGGGAGACCAUAGCCAAAAAUGUUGCACUCAAAGAGAACGUGUUUCUCAUGGUGGUUUGCAUCGAGCUCAGGAUCCCACUCUUUCUGGUUGGCAAACCAGGCAGCUCCAAGUCACUCGCCAAAACAGUUGUUGCUGAUGCCAUGCAGGGCCAGAACUCCCACUGUGAACUGUUCAAGAAACUCAAGCAAGUCCAUAUGGUCUCCUUCCAGUGCAGUCCUCACUCCAGUCCAGAGGGCAUCAUCGGGACAUUCAGGAACUGCGCCCGUUUCCAGAAGGACAAAAACAUGGACGAGUAUGUAUCGGUGGUGGUGCUUGAUGAGAUAGGACUGGCAGAAGAUUCUCCGCAGAUGCCCCUGAAGACCCUUCAUCCCUUGGAGGAUGGUUGCAUUGACAAUGACGAGCCAGAUCCACACAUGAAGGUUGGCUUUGUUGGCAUUUCCAACUGGGCUCUUGACCCAGCAAAGAUGAACAGAGGAAUAUUUGUGUCGAGAUGGGAUCCGAGUGAGGAUGAACUUGUGGAAACUGCCAAGGGAAUUUGCUCAUCCUCCAACCAAAUUCUCCUCAAAAUCAAACACCUGUUCCCAUUGUUGGCAAAGGCCUUCUUGAGCAUCUGCAACGAGACCACAAAGAAUCAGUUCUUUGGGCUAAGGGAUUAUUAUAGCCUGGUCAAAAUGCUCUUUGCUGUGGUCAAAUCAACCAAUCAAGAGCCAGAUGGAGGACAGUUGGUAGAGGCCAUCUUGCGUAACUUCAGUGGACAGCCAGAAGGUUUUGACCCCGUCUUGUUUUUCCAAGAUGUUUACCAAAACGUAAUGGAAAUUCCAAGACCAAGCACCUUGCAAAUGGUGAAAAAGAAUCUUGACCAUGACUCCAACCAGGAGAGCCGUUACCUCCUCUUGCUAACCACCAACAACGCAGCUCUCCACAUCCUUCAGCAGCAAAUCUUUGCCAAAGGAGACUGUCCACCACCUGAAAUAGUCUUUGGCUCGGGAUUCCCAAAAGACCAGGAGUACGCCCAAAUCUGCCGCAACGUUAACCGGGUGAAAACAUGCAUGGAGACUGGACGCACUGUCAUCCUCCUUAACAUGCAAAAUCUUUACGAAAGCCUCUACGAUGCCUUGAACCAGUACUACGUGUACCUCAGUAAUCAGCAAUAUGUUGAUCUUGGUCUCGGGUCCCACAGAGUCAAAUGUCGUGUCCAUACAAACUUCAGACUGGUGGUAGUGGAGGACCAGAAGAAGGUCUAUGAGCACUUUCCGAUGCCCCUCAUCAACAGGCUUGAAAAGCACAGGGUGGAUAGGAGCACCGACCUGGAACCAUGGCAGCGCAGGGCUCUUCAGAAACUGAAGGAGUGGGUGAAGGAAUUCUCGGGUGAGGCCUCAGAGGAUUUCAGGCUGUCUGACAUUUUUGUUGGCUAUCACGACGAUGCCUGUGCCAGCGCUCUUUUGCAAGCACUGGAAAGGAGAGUGCCAAAUGUUGAGGAGGGAUCAGUGAGACAACAGAAUGAAAAAGAAGACUCACAGGAAGGAGAUGAACCAAACUCAACACCUGAAUCAAUCUCCAGUGAACAUAAAGAGGUAACUGAUAAGGAGGACGAUCAGUUGGGUGAAGCAAUGGAUAUUGAGAUUGUUGUAGAGGAGGAAGAAAUUGAGCUGAAUGAUGAUGACGAGAUCAACGCAUUGCCUGAGAGCGAAGAGAUGAUGGAGACAGAAAAUGCUGUUGGAUCUGCUGCGGUAAACGAUGAAGAGGAAAUCUUCGAAGUAGCAAAACGUCUCUUGUUGAACUGCGCCACUCCUGAUGCUGUUGUGAGGCUCAAGAAUUCAGAUUUAGCCAAACAGGAGAGAGAGAAACUCCAAAAAAUGUACUUCCAGCAGCAACACCACCACUGCCUGCGGGAUUUCCUGAAAGAUUGUCUGAAUCAGCAUCAGGAGUCCAGCAAGUUUCUGGAGAUAACCACAUUUUCCAGCUUGCUGACCAGAUUGGACGUCAAGGUUUUAGCCCAUGCUCUUGGACUGCAUACGGACAGGAUCCUCCUGCUCUCGCUCCACCAGUUUGACACCGAGGUCUCCUUCUGCAACAAGAUACGGGGUUUCCUUCAAGAUGCUGGCCACUCUCUUCAGAUCCUGUUGAUCCAGAUGGACCUUGAGGAGUCCCACUGCAGCGAUGAGCUCAUAGCAUCAGCAAAAUACUGCACCAUGAAUUACCUGAUGUCGCUGGAGGAUCAGACCUGUUGGGUGAUUUUUAUUGUGAAGGUUUCCAGGAUCCCAAGUCAAUCUCAGUACAUUGGCUUUCAAGGAGGAGUCUGGCACUCGGUGCAUAUUGACGACCUGAGGGAUUCAGAGGACAUGAGCCUGAACCUGUUGGUUUUCUGUGGAACUCUCAUCAGCAACCUGCUCAGCCCCACACUGCCAGAACACGAAGAAGAUGGAGAAACAGCGAAAAAAAGACAACACUCUCAAAAAGAUACAAAUGGAGAUAGAGCUCACCUCCACAGCCUGUCCUUAGUAAGAUCAUGUAUCCAAAAAGCUGUGGGUUUGCUGAGGGACCCUGACGCCGUUACGUCGCGAAGCAUGCAGCGGAUGCACAUCCUCCUGACUCUUCUUGGAGGUGGUAAAUCGCAUAUAGGAGCUCAGUUUCAGGAGGUGUUGUUGAGCAGACUGGCCGAGGCUUUGGCUCAAAGAGAAGAAAUGAUGUGCUCUCCUAAAGAGUGGGUGAACAGAGAAGCAAAGAAACGCCAGGCUCUGCAGGAGGGGGGAACGCUGAGACACACGCUGUGGCGCUGCCUUCAGUCCACCGUGACUCCGAUCUUGGCAUACAUGUUGGAAGUUAUGGACCGUAAUGCAAAUCUGGAGCUGCUCUCUGAUGACGGGCUCAGCCCGGGCCUGGUGAAACUGUGGUUGGACAUCCUGGCAGAUUCACAGAUUUUAGACCUUGCACCUCUGCAAAACUCAAGUGAGUCAGACCAGGAGGUGCCUGUGCAUCACUUCUUCCUGUUGGAUGGUGAAGAACAAGCCUGUGCUGCUCCCUUCAGCUGGCUCUUCAGGAUGCAGCUCGACAGCCUGUGGGAAGAAUCCGAGUUUAUGCCAGUAACCAAAGAGGACGGCACCAGGAGGAUUCUGCAGAUUGUGAAGACCUUCACCAGCAGCGGGCUGUGCGGCCACCUACAGAAACUCUCAGACGAGGACAGAUCCGAGUUUGGCCACCGAUUUCUACAAGACUCUCUGCUGCUCUCUCUGAAGAUCAAGUCAAAGGACGAGCUCAGGGUGUUCACCAGAGCGCUUCUGAGCUGCGUGUCCGAGCUCCAGACGUCCGUGGGCGUCGCCGCUGAGCUCUCUCCUGCGUGGAUAAUGGCUGCCGCCAAACAUUUUUCCCUCAGACUGGACACUCUGUGCCACAUAUUUCUGCUGCAGCCUCAGUUAGCUGCUGAAGUCCUUCAUCAGGGGUCACAGACUGAACCCCAGAAAAUGGUGGAGGACAUUCGAGCUCUGGGUUUCUGCGUUGAACAGACCAAACUGCUGACUGUGACGUCGCUGCAGGAGUGCGAGUCGUUUGUGAGCAGAGUGGAGCUUCUGCAGCCGUGUCUGGAUCGACUGUUCGGUCAGAAAUACAGAACUCUGUGCAGCCCGAGCUGUCUGCAACAUCUGGACUCCAUCAGGUCACUGUGGCAGCAGAUGCUGGUUGUUGCGUCUUUCAUCCAGAACGUCCUUUUUAAAGUCCAACAUGACGACUCGAGACUGAAAAAACUGGCUCUGAAACACUGCGACCUUCUCCUGAAACUGAUGCAGGCGUCACCUGAUGUGCGGAGCGUUGAUUCGCUGCAGCAGCUGAUCCGGAUCCUCAAUUCUUUUCAUGACGACUGCAUCAGCAGAGAUCUGAGGUUUGGUAUUACGUGCCCGGUGUGUCUCUCGGAGCUCACAGAGCCGUCCGUCCUGCCCUGCAAGCACGUCUUCUGUCUGCCGUGUCUCCAGCGCUGCGCUGAGAAGGACCGACGCUCCUGUCCAACAUGCAGGACGGACCUGCCGCAAGACUUCAGGCCGACGGUUUCUGAGUCCAUAAAGGCGUCUCUGCGGCAGCAGGCGGUGAUCAGGUCCUGCUGUAACUCCUUCUUCCUGGAGGUGGUGUCCAGGUUCAGUCUGUCGGAGGGACAGGAGCCCGCAGAGGGAGUCGUGAAGCUGCUCUUUUCUUUACUCGUCUCCGCCAACGGCGACGUGUACAGGACCAGAGAGCUCACUCCUUUCCUGGAGUGUGUGGAUAACAGUCCGGUGGUUCGGUCGGUGCUUCCCAAACUGCUGCUGCAGUACAGUUUCGAGCAGGUGAAGAGUCACAUUCAGACGUACCUGCAGAAUCUGGAGGAGAAUCUUCUGUUCAGAGAGGACCGAACUGAACUCUACCUGCUGUUUGUCAAAAGCUUCCAGGACUCUCUGUUGUGCUCAGAAGCGAGAGAAGUGGAGCAGAGCAGAGAGCAGCAACGCGCAGCAGAGAUCAGAUUUCUGAGCAGAAUCGCCCAAAAAGAAACUCCAGACCGACGUGAAGAUCCUGCAGAGUUCCUGCUCAACAUCGCCAGACUGAGGAUCUGUCUGAGCGCCGCGGCACGGCUGCUGGAGAGCGCCGCAGCUCAAGGCCGGCCUGAAGGCGCCGAGGCUCAGUUCCUGCAGCAGGUGAGGGCGGUGUGCGAGUACUGUGGUAACGACUGGCUGCGGGUUUACCUGCUCCGAGCGCUCCACAGACUCUCAGGCGUCGACUGCAUCCUGUCGCUGAUGAACUGCCCGACCUGGAGGUGGGUCUUCCCCGCAGAUCUCCUGCGACUUCAGAGGAUGACUCAAACAAACGUGGACCAGUUUCUCUGCUGUGGGGCGACGUAUCGAGCUGUGAGAGACGCCGUGAAUCAAGUUCUGUUUGAAAACAAAUCUGACGCAUUCAUGACACAAAUACAGAAGCUGAGAGGCUCUCAGAUCAGCCUGCUGGCUCUCGCCUUGUUCAGACAGGUCACCUGCCGCUACAAGUCACCUGACCAACACGUGCAUCCCUCCACGCAGGAGACGGAGCCGCUGCUGCAGCUCCUGAGUAAAGUCCAGUCAAAGGAGUUCAGGGAGUUCUGCGCCGCUCUGCUGCUGAAUCAGAUCGGCGGACCGGGUUCAGGUCUCCACAUCAGCUCAGGUCUUUCGGCUGAGAGACAAACUCUGCUGGAGCUGCUGGUCCAUCUGGACUCUGUGAUCCUCAGCGGGAAUCCUCUGCUGGUUCCUCUGCAUCGGAUCGCCUCCCAGCCGCAGAACGUCACAAACUCCUUUCUGCCGACGAUGCCUGACGAUCACCUGAGUGAAGCCAGACAGUGGUUGGCUAGAGAGAAAAACGCUCAGCUGUACUUUUGCCCCAAUAAACAUCCGUUCUUUGUGACUCAGUGUGGUAGACCGGUGGAAACAUCUACCUGUCGUGACUGUGGACUUCCAGUUGGAGGAGUGAAUCACAACCCAGUCCCCGGUUUUACCGCGCAAACAGGGCAGAGUGUCAGGGAUCAAACUCGGACAGGACACAUAUUAGGAGACGCUCGUCAGAGGUCUGAAGCUCCUGAGAGACAGAUGACGUCCGCUCAGUCCUGCAUCCUGCGGCUGCUCACGCACCUCGCCAUGCUGCAGGGCGCCAUCAGAAACCACAAGGGAGUCAGUGACAUGAUCCACCCGCGGCCCCGUGAUGUUUUUCUCUUCCUGUGGAACCAUCUUGAAAAAGACCUGCGUGUUUUGGGGAAGGCUCUGGAUCAGAACAUGGACAACACAGCAGUUACUAUUCAUUUGAUCCUGAACCAGUCUACUGCAGGUUCCCGUGGAGCAGGAGCAGAUUUGUCCACCAAACAGAGACGGCAGCAGUGGGAGAGACUCGUCUGUGAGUCUGCCAUCAGCCCAGUACUUCGAGAUUUGCAGAGGAAACUGUCUGAAGCUCAGGAGAGAAUCGCAGCUGACGACGGACUCGCUGGAAGUCCCCUAAUGAAUCUCCUCUUUAAGGAUCCUGCCACCAUGCUGUCCCUCCCCUCCGACUGCCCGACACAUCGCUCGUCCUUCUGGACUCUCCCCGAGACGAUGACGGUGGAGCGCUUCUCUCAGCUGGUGGGAGAAGCUCAGGGACGAGAAGCUCAGGGACGAGAAGCGCAGGGACGAGAAGCGCAGGGACGCAGCUCCUUCACGCUGCUGAGCCUGUUCCUCAGGAAGAUUCACUGUGUGAGGCAGUUACAUCACCUGCCGGAGCUGGCGGCUCUGCAGUCGGACCUGCUGAGGGCGUUUCCUCUGACGUCCGACUCAGCUCACACUAUAGCACAGAUGUUACAGCGAAUACCAGCCGGAUACCAGAAGAAGUCGCUGGUCGAGAGAGUGGAGACGUUCAUCAGGGUGUGGAACUGCCUGAGAGCAGAGGUCGCAAACAACUCAGAGCUGGGUGUGGAUGUGAACUUGUGUGAGAAGGAGCUGACAGUCGAGAGCUCUGGGGAGUUUCUGACCCCGUCCCGACACGGACCGGGUUCGUGCCUCCGAACUCUGGUCGACUUCCUGUCGGAGACUCACAACAGUCUGGUGAGAGCGAGCAGGCGAGAGGACAGCGAGUACAGUGUUCCUUUAGAGAAGAUAUCAGAGACCCAGCUGACUCUGUGCAGCCCAGAGAGGGAGCUGCUCCCGCUGGUUUUAUCCCACUGCCAGUACACCCUGAGGAAAGGCGGCGAGACCGACAGCAGCUACGACCUGCUGGGCAUCCAGACCCAGCUGGCCCGCCGCUUCCUGGCAGGAAAACCUCUUAUCCAGGCGGACACCUCGAGGUACCUGAACAGACACCUGCAGGAUUUCUCUGCAGUCCUCAGCGAGGUCAGAGGAAAGAUUCAUCAGGAGCCGCUGAAGGGUUCGCUGAGCAGCGCCGUGAGGACGGUGCUGCGCUCGUACACAGACGUGUGUGACGCCGUGUUUGUGGUGGAGAUCGGCCUCCGCUUCCUCGGCAAGACGGGCGGAGAUCCACGAGGUCGACUUCUGACCUUCCUCUCUGAUUCGCUGCAGAUGGAGCCGCAGAUUUCCAGCGCCGUCGCCAAGGGUCUUGGAGAGAGCAGACUUGAACACAGCAUUUUCACCUGGCAGCUCCUGACUGCGUGGAAAUCUGAGCUCAUGCUGAACAGAAAGCAAGAGCCGUUUCAGAAGCUGCCGCCCGACUUCCAGCAGAAGCUGAAUGAGGAGCAGAGGAGAGGCCUGAAGCUUUUCCUCGCUGUCACUGAUGUCGAGAUUUUCUCUCUGGAGCUGCACGAAAUCCUGCUGCUGAAGACCAACAACGCCGUGACGGAGCAGCGCUACUACCCACACUGGGACCUCAGGUCCACCUUAGAGGUCCAUUUGGAGCAGAAAGACCUUCCAGCUCUGCCAGAGCUGGACGCUUUACCGAAGGACAUCACAGUGGGACAAGGGGCGGACGUGUGGAGGGCUGCUGUGGAGUUUAAAAGAAGAUAGCUGAAAAUGUCUGAUCUUUUAUGUCUGAUCUUUGUUUCGUUAUUGAAAUAUUAAUAAUGAGAUGUCUGGUCUUUAGAUGUCUGUGAUUAAUGCAUUCCAUAUAAAAAGGGCCGUUCCGAUUAAACAUGUCUGUUUAAUUGCUUUACGAAAACUUAAUUUACAAU